Gymnogyps californianus (California condor) is the source of this 1356-nucleotide messenger RNA. It is a transcript of the gene ACVR1C, whose product is annotated as activin A receptor type 1C. Lineage: Eukaryota; Metazoa; Chordata; Aves; Accipitriformes; Cathartidae. The coding region runs from base 16 to 1356 and encodes 446 amino acids. The transcript has 9 exons. The record is from RefSeq and is a predicted model, not a curated record. Gene Ontology annotation, cellular component: activin receptor complex; plasma membrane. Gene Ontology annotation, biological process: nervous system development; activin receptor signaling pathway; cellular response to growth factor stimulus. Gene Ontology annotation, molecular function: activin receptor activity, type I; ATP binding.
UGCUGGGCUUCCGUCAUGCUGACCAACGGGCGGGAGGAGGUGAUCAAGUCCUGCGUCUCCCUCCCGGAGCUGAACGCGCAGGUCUUCUGCCACAGUUCCAAGAACAUCACGAAGACCGAGUGCUGCUACACCGACUUCUGCAACAACAUCACCCUCCGCCUGCCCCUUGCUGCGUCGGAGUCUCCCGGCAGAGCCAGCGUGGGACCCGUGGUGCUGGCGGUGACGGUGGCAGUGCCGGUCUGCGUCCUCUCCUUCGCGGCGGUGCUGGCGGCGUGGACUUGCCAGGGCCGGCGCUGCGCCCGCGGCAGGGCGAAGCAGCCCAACGUGGAGGAGCCCCUCUCCGAGUGCAACCUGGUGAACUCCGGGAAGACGCUGAAGGAUCUCAUCUACGACAUGACGACCUCUGGCUCCGGCUCUGGUUUACCUCUGCUCGUACAAAGAACAAUCGCAAGGACUAUUGUCCUGCAGGAAAUUGUAGGAAAAGGCCGAUUUGGCGAAGUCUGGCGUGGAAAAUGGUGUGGGGAAGAUGUAGCUGUGAAAAUCUUCUCCUCCAGAGACGAACGGUCCUGGUUUCGGGAGGCAGAAAUUUAUCAGACGGUUAUGCUGAGACACGAAAACAUCCUGGGCUUUAUCGCUGCCGAUAACAAGGAUAAUGGGACGUGGACUCAGCUCUGGCUUGUCUCCGAGUACCACGAGCAAGGAUCCCUGUUCGACUACCUGAACAGAGGCACGGUGACGGUGGAGGGCAUGGUCAAGCUGGCGCUGUCGGUGGCCAGCGGCCUGGCACACCUCCACAUGGAGAUCGUCAGCACGCAAGGCAAGCCAGCGAUCGCGCACCGAGAUCUGAAAUCCAAAAACAUCCUGGUGAAGAGGAACGAAAGCUGCGCCAUCGCGGACCUCGGCCUAGCGGUGAAGCACGACUCGGUGCUGAACACCAUCGACAUUCCCCAGAACCCCAGGGUGGGGACCAGGAGGUAUAUGGCUCCUGAGAUACUUGAUGAUGGGAUGAACAUGAACAUCUUCGAGUCCUUCAAGCGUGCGGACAUAUACUCUCUUGGCCUAGUAUACUGGGAGAUAGCCCGAAGGUGCUCCGUUGGAGGAAUCACUGAGGAAUACCAGUUGCCUUACUAUGACGUUGUGCCUUCUGAUCCUUCGAUAGAAGAUAUGAGAAGGGUAGUCUGUGAGCAGAAGCUUAGACCAAAUAUUCCAAACCAGUGGCAAAGCUGUGAGGCGCUGCGAGUGAUGGGCAGGAUAAUGCGCGAGUGCUGGUACGCCAACGGCGCCGCGCGGCUGACCGCGCUGCGUGUUAAGAAGACGAUCUCACAGCUCUGUGUGCAGGAGGACUCCAAAGCCUGA